CCACCAUGAGUGCGGAUUCUGGGAUGCCGCACCAGCAGCAGAAGGACAUCAUCCAGUCCUUCUUCCAGUUCGACGCUGCGCGGGAUGCCGCAGAGCGCUUCUACAGUCGCUCCUCCGGUCCUCAGACGCCUGGGAAUUUCUCAUCUCAGCCGUCUCUGCCUCCGAUGCCCACUGGCAUGCAUUUCGGCUCAGAUGCCCUUCAGCAUAUGAUGCCUUCCAUGGACACGUCAGCACAGCAACAAGGUGUCCAACAGUCGUCCCAGCCCACGCCACAAGCCUUGCUCGAGCAACAGUUUCGGCUCAACCAGCUGCAGCAACUCCAGCAGCUCCAAAACCAGAUUUUCCAGCAGCAGCUGGAGCUUCUGAGCAGUCAAAAUGCGUUUGGGGGAGGACAGACACUUGCGGGACAGGCAAUGGGAGAUCGGCAGCGGGAGCAACAGCAGUAUGGUCUUCCAACACCAGGACCGUCCGGUGAACUGCGCGCACAACAGAGUCCCGACUUCGUCUCUCCUCUACUCUUGCAGUCCGGCGCUGGCCUGUCCACCAUGGCCCAGCAGCCACAUUCCCUCUCGCCCGAUGUCUGUAACAUUCCCGGCUUCCUCUCCCAAUCGCACCAGAUGAUACCGUCUGGGCCGCAUUCCGCGCCCGCCCACAUCGCCUUCGAGAUCAGCCCACCGCUCUCCAUGCCUUCGGGCUCGUCAGGCGCGGACCACGACUUCAACGACAUCUCGCCACUGACCAGCCCCUGGCUUGGACCCUUCAACAAUGCACAGGCGAUGCAGGGCUCGAGCGGGAGUGGGAGUGCUGCGGGUCUCAAACGGCGAGGAGCAUCUUCUAGUGGAGACGAGGAGACGUCCGUACCCAGGCCUUCCCGGAAGCGGCAGUCUUCUAUUAGGGCCGCUGCUCGACCCGGCCCCAACGCCCAGCAGAAACGCACGUCCAUGCGGGGGUCGCGGUCAGCGAACUCGACGCCGUUGUUCAACGGAAUGGCACGGCCAGGCAUGGGCCUGGACAUGUCUGAUAUGAAUGAACUGCCAGGCGACUCACCGUCGCCGAUCGAGCUGCCCCCUAUGCCGCCUCCGGCGCACCCGCCUCAGCCGCCCUCGUCGCUCGAGCGCGAGAUGACGUCCGCCGCCACGAGUGCCUCCGCCAUGGGCGUGCCAUCCCACAAUGCGGCGUCCGCCCCCGCGAUGACGCCGGUUACUCCGGCCAGUAUCAUGAAUCUGGGCAGACUGGGAAUCAACUCCGGUCUCGCUCCUCCGAGCGGCGCGCAAGAUCAGGGUGCCACCAAGAAGAAAGACGGCAGCGGUAGGGCAAGGGCGUCGAGCAAGUCCGCUAACUUCGCCGAGCCGGGGCGGACGACCAGGUCGACCGACAAGUCUACGAGCGUCCCGCUCGUCAGUCCGAACCUCAAGCCAAUUCGUCCAGCCGGAAAUCAGGCAGUCGUUUCUACGAGCCCUUCUCCGUCGACGACGCAGCCCAUCGUCCAGUUCCGCAAGUCGUCGCACAAGGCCGCCGAGCAAAAGCGGCGCGACUCGCUCAAGACCACCUUCGACGACCUGCGCCUUUUACUCCCGCCCAUCCCGCUGCCCGCCGAGGACGAGCCGAUCCUCCCGGGCGCGAUGCCACCGCGCGGCCCGCCGAAGGGCAACUCAGAGGGCCCGAACCGCGCCGUGAGCAAGCUGCAGCUGCUCCGGUGCGGCAACGAGUACAUCAAGAUCCUCAAGGGCCGCGUCGACCGGCGCGACGAGGAGAUCGAGCGCCUCCGCAGCGAGGUGGCGCGCCUCAGGCUGGUCGUGGGCCCGGAGGCGGAGAACGGCGAGGAGGAGGUUGAUUUGGAGAGGGAUGUGGACGCGGUGGAGGCGGCGGGAGGCGGGGUGGGCCUCCUGCUCGGCCGCGCGUACCAUGGCCGCGAGGGCUCCCUGGCGGAGGUCGAGGAGGCAGAUGAGGAGGGCGGAGACUCAUAGCUCCCAAUGAACUUAUGAUAUCAGUUAUUUCGGGUUUUUGAAUGGUCGAGUGUCGGCAGAUAUACCAGAUACAUACGUAGAAAGACAUGUUGUAGAAUACGAGACAAUGAAUGGGCAUUGAGGUUGACGAAAAA
Fomitopsis serialis is the source of this 2101-nucleotide messenger RNA. RefSeq lists its product as uncharacterized. The coding region runs from base 6 to 1967 and encodes 653 amino acids. NCBI's taxonomy places the organism in Eukaryota, Fungi, Basidiomycota, Agaricomycetes, Polyporales, Fomitopsidaceae. The transcript has 4 exons. The record is from RefSeq and is a predicted model, not a curated record. Gene Ontology annotation, molecular function: protein dimerization activity.